ACCGUGAGGAGUUGGGAGACUACGCAUCAUUUGAAUGGCGCAGUGUAUACGGGGAGAUAUUUCAGGGUAACACAUACAAAUCAUGUCUGCGUAUCGGCAUUGCGGAACAAAGUCGCAUACAGCAGGUCCGCAAGAUAUAUCUUGCAAGGGAUAACAUCUCGGCUGAUCUGCAUCGAGAAGGAGGUUCAUAUUAUUUGGUUUUAUCUCAGAGGAUCUACCUCAGGGAAAGGAGAUGGUGCAUACGACAGCGACAAGCUUGUCUGGAACGGCGUUUAUUUUUUAUGGUUCAGUUGA
Neurospora hispaniola is the source of this 294-nucleotide messenger RNA. RefSeq lists its product as uncharacterized. The transcript has a single exon. The record is from RefSeq and is a predicted model, not a curated record. Lineage: Eukaryota; Fungi; Ascomycota; Sordariomycetes; Sordariales; Sordariaceae. The annotation marks the transcript as partial.